UCUGGAAUGCCAAAGAAAGCGUUCUUGCAGGACUCCCAGAGUUCAUCAAGACUCUUUGUGUUCAUCUUUAACGCCUCCUCCUUCAUCUUACCCCAGAUGUGCUUAAUAAUAUUCAUAUCUGGUGAUUGGGCUGGCCAAUCCUUGAGCACCUUGACCUGCUUUCAGGAGCUUUGAUGUGGAGGCUGAAGUAUGAGGAGCGCUAUCCUGCUGGAGAAUUCACCCUCUCCUGUGGUUUGUAAUGUAACGGGCAGCACAAAUGUCUUGAUACCUCAGGCUGUUGAUGUUGAUCAUCCACUCUGCAGAUCUCUCUCACGCCCCCAUACUGAAUAUAACCCCAAACCAUGAUUUCUCCUUCACCAAACUUGACUGAUUUCUAUGAGAAUCUUGGUCCAUGCUGGUUUUCCAAAUGAUCAACUAGAAGUCAAGUUAUUAUGUGUUGAUCUUACAACCGGAAUAGACUUUAUCAGGUAGUGUACAUUGUCAUACUUAAUGAGUGGCAUAAAAUAAUAUAGUGUUUUGCCGAAAAGUGUGCAAUAUAUGUUGCAGAACAUUGAUUAUAUAUCGUGACAGGCCUAAUUGUAAGUCGUAACUUUGUGGGCAACGUUGCAAUUAGUCUUUGUUACACUGAAUGUUCUCAGAGGAUCAGGUUUGGUUCACACCCCCGCUCUCCACAUCUCACAUAUUAUUGGUUCAGAUAACACGCCUGUUAUUAUAUCAGUCCAGUUUCAGUCACAUUCCCUAACAAGUUGAAACGCGUCGCCAGUUCAUCUGACAGCUCCGAAGUGAACACUGACAGAUUGCCGAGGGCAAGAAUUUCUGAAACCCCCCCAAAUCUGCUCUAUUGUAUCAUCUGUAGAUGCAGAUGUAUGUGUUUUUGAUCACAUUGUGUUGGUUUUGAUGGCUUAUCAUCACCAGUCGUCAUAGAAAUUCUCUCCAUCUAUUCGCGUUGCUCAAUCCGUCCCUCCCUCCCUCACGAGGUUUCAUAUUUCUGUUUCUUGCUUUCUCUUUUCCUCAUUAUUCCUGUAUAUCUUGAGUUUGGAGCCUGCGUUUGUACACAUGGCAUGUGAAGACUCUUACACCAUCCUCAUCCUCCCGCUGCAGAACAGCCUGUACAGCCCUGAUGCUCUGCACAGCUUCUACUGGUUAAAGAGACGCAGGGAUCUGGAAAGAGAGAAGGACGUCCUGUGGGCUGGACUGGAGGUCGUGGAGCAAACACAGCUAUGGUACCAGACUCGCCUGCAGCUCAAUUCACAAAGACACCUAAGCUUCAGCACAGAAAACUUGGACAGACAGGGCAGGUGGUCCUGCGCUCUGCGCUCGUGUCUGCAGCGUGUGAAUGGUAGUUUGGGCAGUCUGAUGACGGACUCCUCUAUCUGGAAUAACCCCGAGGAGAAUGGAGGCUCAGACUGGGACGUCCGCUGGAGCAAUGCCACACUGGUCAAGGAAGUUAAUCAGCGGAAUCAGCAGAUUUCCAUGUUGGAGCUGGAGAAAGCACAUCUUCUCUGGCAGCUGUCGACGUACAGGGCACCUGACUGAUCCCAGACCUGUUAAAUCAACCACUUUAAAUGCAAAAGGGUUUCACUGAAAUCAAGCUGUGAAGUUUUUAAAGGCGUAGUUCACCAAAAAAACUAAGUGAAAACCAUCAUUUACUCACCCGUUUCUUCUUUCAGGCCUUUAUGAGAUUCUGUUGAACACAGGAGAAGAUCUUUUGAAGUAUGUUGGAAACUAUUGACUGCCAGAGUAUAUAGUUUUACCACAGAAGCCAAAUGGUUCCAGGUUUUCAGCUUUCUUCAGGAUAUCUGCUUUUGUCUUUAAGGGAAGAAAGAAACUCGGGAAGGAUUAUAACCACUUGAGGAAGAGUAAACAGUAGUUUUUUUUAUUUUGGACGAGCUGUCCCUUUAACAAAGCUUUAAAAAAUGAAUGUUAACACUGAUUUAAGCUGCGCCACACAGUCUCUGUAUUUUAUUUAAUAAACAUGUACA
Molecule: messenger RNA, 1982 nt
Organism: Danio aesculapii
Lineage: Eukaryota; Metazoa; Chordata; Actinopteri; Cypriniformes; Danionidae
Gene: sapcd1
Product: suppressor APC domain containing 1
Exons: 4
Coding region: 1057-1536 (159 amino acids)
Source: RefSeq, a predicted model, not a curated record